CGCACACACAUGGACAAAAGGAUGGGGUUUGGAGAGUUGCCACAACCGGUCUCACAGUCAGUCGGCUCUCAACAACAUUGAUGCCAACCGAAGCUGAUCCCUCUUUCUUUCUCCCGUCAUGCUUUCCCCUUUACUCUGAAAAAAAGUUGAAUUUUGGGUGAUCCCUUUUUCCAGGUUGCUUAGAAUUUCAGAUUUUUUUUUUUUGCUUUUUCCUACUUCCUUCGUCGCCCUCACUGCAAAUGAAUUUUGGAUAUGAGCUUAGGCAUCCUGUGUAGGAUGUUUCCCGGAAGCAGAAACGUUGAUUCUGGCCCUCCGAUCUGACCAGUCGGAGUGGGACACUAGCCAGGGGUUCAACAGGUCCUCUCCUGGCAUCGACACCCCUGGAAUCAUGCCCCAGACUCCAGCAUCUUACUCUCAGUAUAAAUCGGAGGAUGGCAGGGCGUCUUCAGCCACCCGUCCUAGCUCCUCGGGCUCCGGACAGACCUACACUCCCACCUUGACCCCAACCCCCACCCCGACUCAAACCCCCAGCAACAGCUCUGGUAACAAUGCUGCCUACAAAACAGACUCGUUGCUUUUCAACAAGAUCGACGAGAGACAGAGGUUAGCCCGUGAGCGUCGGGUGGAGCGUGAGAAACAGAAUGCUGUCAAAGAGGCCCAGUGGCAAGCACGUGAGGAGCGAGCCAGGCAGCACUAUGAGAAGCAGCUGGAGGAGAGGAGGAAAAAGCUGGAGGAGCAGAAGAUAAAGGAGGACAAGAGACAGGCUGCCGCAGAGGAGAAACGGCGGCAGAAACUUGAGGAAGACAAGGUUCGUCAUCAGAUGGUGAUGCGUCGGACGUUGGAGAGAAGCCAGAAAACCAGACAGAAACCCGUCCGGUGGUCUUGGGGAGGGGCACUUCACACAAACACUCCCAGCACGACAACCGGUUUUGUCGAGUCAGCUUUCCUCUGUCCACUCGACCUUGCUGGACUGGAGCACAUGCAGAGUGCUUUCAGUCUCUACCGCAGAUACGGAGUGACCUCCCAAUAUGCUGAGAGGCGCUCAGUGUCCACAAUGAAUUUAUCCAAACACACAGACCCUGUGUUUACCAAGCGCCUCUCCUACUCCUCUGCCACACUUGUACACUCACCAGACCGAGGCUUACAGAUGAGAACAUCCUCCUCCCCUGUCAUUAGCAAAGUUCAGUCAAAACUCCGCCUACACCAGGGACAGACCACCCAGCACAGAAACACAGGCUUGCGCCGUCUUCCGUUGACGCCAUGGGAGAGCAAUGUGGUGAACCGCCUGCAGCAGCCAACACACUCCUACCUGGCUCGUAGCCGCAGUGCCAUGAGUCUGUCUGGAGAGCAAACAGCCAUUCCUGUUUGUCCUCGCUCAGUGUCCUGUCACCCCAUGGGCGCCAUGUCCUUCAAAGCCCUGCAGGCUCAGCCACUUCCUCACUGCCGCAGCCAAGAGAGGAACCUCAGCAGGGGGGCGGUCUUGUCCACCACGACUGCUCGCAGGAGGACCACUGGCAACACACAGCAGAAGGACCGUGACCAUGUCAGGAAGUCGUGGAGCAACCUCUCACUCCCAUUGGCUCCCAUUCUGAGCUUGCCCCCCAAAAAGCCCUCCUUUUCUCCAAGCAAGAAGCCCAGCAAAGUGACCUUUCCCUCUCCUGGCAGGCCUCCCCAAAAGACAGGAGGGCGCCCUCCAACCCCCAAGCAGCUGAAGUCUCCUGGGACAGAGGACCCUGGAAAUCUUCGUCCAUACAGGAUAACGCCUGAGAGCCCCCAGCCCACCAGAGCCCAAGAAGGGGAGCAGGAAGAGCCGGUCCUUAGUCCUCUUCAGCCUCGGCCUCAGCCCCUGGGUCAGAACAAGACCAGUAAUGAGCAGACACCAGCUGCAGCCAGCGAGAGUGUAAGCAGUCCUCCAGCCCACAAGUCCUCAUCAGGCACCACAGAUCCAGAGGAGGCGAGUCGGAUCCUGACUGAGAAUCGUCGGCUGGCCCGCGAGCAGAGGGAGCGAGAAGAAGAGGAGCGCAAGCAACAGGAGGAGCAGCGCAGGUUAGCAAAGGAGGAGAUGGCUCGCCGUAAGGCCGAGGAGCGGGCAAAGAGAGAAGAGCAGGCUCAGCGUCAGGCGGAGGAGAUGAGAAGGAAGGAGGAAGAGGAGAGAAAGGUGGAGGGAGAGAGGCUUCAGAAAGAGAGAGAGGAGGCAGAGCGACUGCUGAAACAGAAGGAAGAAGAAGAGUCUCGACAGAGAGAGGAGGCGGAGCGCCUGAGGCAGGAGAGAGAGAAACACUUCCAGAAAGAGGAGGCUGAACGCCUGGAGAGAAAAAAGCGUCUGGAGGAGAUCAUGAAGAGAACAAGACGUUCAGACCCAACAGAGAAGAAAGCUGUUCCCCACAGGAAUGGAAACACUGCAGGGACCCCCGCCGCCCCGAGUCCCUCUGAAGUGACUGUGUCACCAACACCCAAUAGCAACGGUCGCCAACCUGAGCCCAACCCAAACCCCAUCACCACCGCACUGAGCCAUCCUGACCAGAGGGAAAACGGGGAAUUUGAAGAGGUGAUUGUACUGCCUUCACAUUCCAGGUUGUCUCCUCCUGAGGGAGAGGAGCAGCAGCCGGAGGGGGAGGAGAGAGUUCCUGUCUUAGCCUUCAGGGAGAACGGCCUCUUAAAGCCUCUAGGCGGAAUUGAGGACAUAUCAGCCCAGCAGGGACCAGAUGUUGCCUGAUGCCCUGUUAGACCGACAUGAUUCCACACCCAGAGAGACAGGAAGUGAGAUGGCCAGUAAGAGGU
Messenger RNA from Etheostoma cragini (Arkansas darter), 2781 nucleotides. Its product is annotated as ensconsin. The record is from RefSeq and is a predicted model, not a curated record. Gene Ontology annotation, cellular component: microtubule cytoskeleton. Lineage: Eukaryota; Metazoa; Chordata; Actinopteri; Perciformes; Percidae. The transcript has 20 exons. Bases 389 to 2716 code for a protein of 775 amino acids. Gene Ontology annotation, biological process: microtubule cytoskeleton organization.